AUGCUGCUGUCAUUGGUCCGCAAAAACUGUUCGGGCAACUGGUAUUGGCAGUACUCGAAUGGUAGCGAAGUGUUUGCCGGCUUGGCUGAUGCCUCUGAGCCUUGCAGUGUUAACAGAGGCGCUUUUAAGGUUAUUAACUUCUGUCUUCGCAAAGAAAAUGGUUCAAAUUGAGUUCAAAUUGCGAAAAAUCCAGUAGUUCUUAAAAAAGAAGAAUUCUGAAUUUUAGAACAGCUUUUUCAUGAGGAUCCAUGGUUUGCUUUUAACUUCAAGGCAUCUUUCUAAAAACCAUUGGGCUUUGCAAAACAGAGUUUUCAGAUAUUUUGUUUUAACAAAAAAGUCAAAAAACUAAAAUAAGUAAAUAGAUUUUGUUUCCAUUCAUUGUCGAAGUAGCCGCAAAUCAAAAAAAAAACCUUUUUUCAUACCAUUUUUCAAGAGAGUCAUUUAAUAUUACAUCUUUCGGUAAUCUACCGGAAUUCAAUGGUUAUUUCCAGGCCUUGGAUCUUGUAAGGGUGAACCCAGACAACUUCACGAUGACCGGGUGGUUUUGUCAGUGUAGUGAGUAAUUUGGAUUCCUAAUUUUCCAAGUUUAAAUAAAACAGUGAAAAAUAUUUCAGGUCCAAGAAGCUUGAUAGCAGCCUCCUGGACGUCAACCGUCAUUCCUUCCACUUCCGCGCCUCCAACUACCACAGGAAGUCCUGCACCGGCAACGACUCCGAACACCAUGAAUUUUCGAACCGGCUUUUCAUCUUUAUCUCUUGCUUUAUUUUUUUGUUUGCUCAAGAAGGUUCUGAAAGGUAG
Molecule: messenger RNA, 798 nt
Organism: Caenorhabditis auriculariae
Lineage: Eukaryota; Metazoa; Nematoda; Chromadorea; Rhabditida; Rhabditidae
Source: the annotation of a GenBank genome assembly